AUGGAAGUGCGAGGAUCCAAGAAGAGACCUAGUGCUGCUACCAGUUCAAAGAAAAACAAGAAACAUGAGAAGGAAAAGAAAUCAAAACACAAAGGUCGCAAACAUGAUGAUGACUAUAGCGCUGAUGGCUUGGACUUGAAGGCACAGGUUGCACUGUCUAUGAUGCGCGCAGAACUUGCAGAGCAAGCAGCACAUGACCCAGCAGAAAUUGAUUCCAGCCAGGAGCUCUUUGACGACAGCCUUCAACCAGACCAGUGCGUGAAAAGGCUGGUGGAUGACUUUGAGGAAUGCUUCAUCGACCCCACUGAGAGCCAAACCAAGGAAUCGAUGCUGCACGAUCGCUGGGGCAGACCCUUCAUCCCCUUCCCUGAUCUGAGCCUUCACGACAUCUACGCGGACCAUGGCAAUGCUGCUGCUGAGGAACCUCCUGAGGAAACUACUGGCUUAGAGAGUGCGGCCCAACAGGAGGUGGCUGACAGUGCACUCCCUGCACUGGUCGACCUCGAGGCUGGAAGCCUGACCUGA
Messenger RNA from Durusdinium trenchii, 525 nucleotides. NCBI's taxonomy places the organism in Eukaryota, Dinophyceae, Suessiales, Symbiodiniaceae. The record is from the annotation of a GenBank genome assembly.